AGCUAGCUGCGCCUGCUUUUCUCUUCGCCGUCACAUAGAACCAGCUGGGGAGCUGUGAACGGGUAUAUACAUCUCCCCAUACGUGCGCCUAUCCGCCGUACCUCUAUCCGUUGCUCUGGGACAGGGAGGAAUGGUAAAGGUCGAGGCGAGCAGUUUGCCGGCUGCCAAGAAACACGAGGAGAAGAAACAUUCCUUGACUCCAGUUAGUGACAGACCAUGCGCCCAGAUAGUGUUGUGCGACUGGUGUUCGGCGCGGCUAGUGCCGCUGUGGGGAGAGCCACCCAAACGCAUCAUCACCUAGAUAGUGUCGGCGGUGCCCUACAGAAAGUCCUAGCUGGUAUGGAGAAGGCAAGUCGGAAGACUGGACGCUCUCUUCCUCCCAGACUUGUGGCUGCGAGCAAGAGCCAACCGGUAGAGCUCGUUCAAAAUGCGUAUGACUACGGUGUACGUCACUUUGGAGAGAACUAUGUUCAAGAGUUGACGACCAAAGCUAGAGAACUAAAGGGUUUAGAUAUUCGGUGGCACUAUAUUGGACGAUUAAAGAAGAGGAACGCAAAGAAACUUGUUGAGGUCCCAGGUCUGUGGAUGGUGGAGACUGUGGACUCCUUCAAGGCUGCAGAGGCUCUGGAUCGCCGGUGGGGUGACAGGGGGCUCGACUGCGGCUCUCUUCGCAUCAUGCUCCAGGUCAACACGAGUCGAGAGGAGAGCAAGCGGGGAUGUGUUCCAGAGGCCUGUAGUGACUUAGGUCACUACGUCUUAGAAGAGUGUCCACACCUACGGCUGACUGGCCUCAUGACUAUUGGACGGCAGUCUCAGCCAAUCACUCCUAAUCCAGACUUCAUGAAACUGGUGUGGUGUCGGGAGGUGCUGUGUCAACAAUUGCAUUGUGCUGAGUUGGAGUUGAGUAUGGGAAUGACUGAGGAUUACCAGCAUGCUAUUGAGUUGGGGAGCACAAGUGUCAGGAUAGGAAGAGCCAUCUUCUCUCCAGACCUCUAGCAGCAAGCCUCGACUGUGUGUCUUAUUAUGGCGAUCCUCACUCACCCGUCUCCUCCCAACAUAUCUCUUGUGACUGUUCUGUUUUAUAGCAAUGCGUGCUGUUGUAUGUCAUUGUGGUUUUGUGUCACAAGAAAACACUAGGUGGGGACUUAUUGGGAGUUGCCUUGUCUUGCUGUGUUACACUAUAUACACAGCGACUGAAAUCACAUUGGAAAUGAUCACAGUACAACACUUAAACUGACUCCAAAUUCAGAUGAACAAAAGGUGCUCUCUACACAUAACUAAAUAAUUCUCAAAAAGAUACUCUAAUGAUUAUAUCUUGGUAGGAGAGUAUGGGGGAGUCAUUUUUGCUACUCGUCCUUGGUGCCAUGUUUGAGGAUUCGCGUGAAGGCCACAUAGUCAAAGUUGCCAGCACUGUCCACUGGAGCACCACGCAGCAUCUGGUCCACCUGCCACCAGUAAACCGGUCACCCAUGGUGGUCAACAACUCACGUAGACUGUAUAUAGACGUAUGUGUGUUGGAAGACAGAACAAUGCCAUAAUGGAACACUCAUACAAAUCAUGUACAGUAAUUGUA
Messenger RNA from Geodia barretti, 1573 nucleotides. Lineage: Eukaryota; Metazoa; Porifera; Demospongiae; Tetractinellida; Geodiidae. The record is from the annotation of a GenBank genome assembly.